AUGAAUCCAGGUGCAGAGCACUUGAAGGAUGAGGUUCAUCGGGCACUAGAGCUCCUUGGAAACCUGACGAAGCCCAAUCCUCCUCAGAACCCACUUGGAGAACUCAAUCCAAAGGCAAUAAAGCAUUGUCGGGGCAUCUUUUUCUUCCACACAAAGAAGGUGGGGCUGGCACUGGGCAUUAAGUGGGGAGCGGGCGUGCUUCUUGCCCACAUACUUGACGAGAAUGGCCGUGAAAGCUGGUCAGCACCUGUUCUGUUCAAGGUGAACGAGGUGUCCCUCGGACUUCUCGCAGGUGUUGGCAACAUUCAGACAGUGCUGAUUCUUGGGAGUGAGAAGGCCGUGGACCAGUUCAGAGUUGGUGCCAAGAAGGGGCCGGUGGUGCUGGGGCAAGACCUGAGCCUGGGAAAGUCAUUCGGCUUCGAUGUGAUUGAAGAUGCAAAUGUCUUUGCAUCUCGUGACAUCAUCUCGCACAGCCUGGCUGACGGUGCCAUUGUCGACUGGAGCUUGAUCGGUGGCAAAAUCAGUGUGGACAAGGAUGCAAAUGCAGCAAUCUAUGGAAAGGACGCUGAUCUUGAAAAGGUUUUGGGGGCGCCGUCAUCAACGCACAACCCUCCUGCGGCUCUGAAGCCUCUAUAUGACACGCUGGACAGCAUUGCUGCAGAUGCCAAGGAAGACAUGAGGAAGUUCAACGGUUUUGGGAAGAGGUGGAGCCCUGAUACGAGCGAGAUGAAGGCCAAGGAUGCCUGA
Molecule: messenger RNA, 747 nt
Organism: Coccomyxa subellipsoidea C-169
Lineage: Eukaryota; Viridiplantae; Chlorophyta; Trebouxiophyceae; Coccomyxaceae
Exons: 4
Coding region: 1-747 (248 amino acids)
Molecular function (GO): phosphatidylinositol binding
Source: RefSeq, a predicted model, not a curated record